UCUUCGCCUUGUCCAGCCCACGGACGAGCCAAGCCAAGCGCAGUCGAUCGCAGUUCCUGGGUUUUGCUGCUGUUGCUGUUGCUGCUGCUGUUGUUGUUGCUGUUGCCGUCGUUCCACGCCGGUGACCGUCUUCUGCAUCGUGUCGCGCAUCCGAGGAAGGGGGUGGCGGACGGACCGUGGGAGGCUGCGUGGGCGAGGGACUGCAGCGUCGCCGCCAAUUCUGGUCGUGAGCGUCUCGCGUGACGACGAGGAGGAGGAGGAGGCGUCGUCGUCGUGCCGCCCUGAACGCCGGCAUGAGUCUGCCCAGUUUGCCGAGAUGGACGAUGUUUGUUUAUUGCUUGAAGACCCAGCUUUGAAAGGAAAACAUUAUGGAAACAAUUUAGACCGGCCGCAAUAUUUUGAUAGCAUUUAACGCCAUCUGGAAAGCUUCGGCAAUGAUUAAUACGGCUUGCUUUGCCUGCUGAUAUUUAAUUUGGCUCAUUUCGAUGACAUUAGGAAUCAGAUAGGUGGCUAUGGAUAGCAUCCUGCAGGCGGGCAGAGCAAGGCAUUGUAGGGGCAAUGGCCAGCGUUAAACACUUGGCACUGGCAGAGAAGGUCGGCGUGGUGGAGCCCGGCGUCAUGGCCGGGCCCAGCGGGGAGGCCCAGGGCGGCGUCCGCGCCGACGAGUUCUACUCGCGGCGGCUGAGGAUGCAAAACGGCAGCGGCAGCGCACCGGGCUCGUCGUCGAAGGCCGACGGCCACCCCGCGCACGCCAACGGGACGCCCUCGGUGCCCCGCAUGGGCGUGCGCGCCCGGGUGUCCGAGUGGCCCCCCAAGAAGGAUUUCGACGAGGAGCCGGGUAAGGCACCGUGGGACGCACGCCCCGCGACGGCGCCGUACGACAACGUCCCGCCCAGGGCCUUCCCCACGUCACCGCCCAGGACCUCGCCGACGUCGUCGUCGAGGAGCGCGCAGGGGACGCCUGUGCGGCGUUCGCGGGACGACGGCGGGAGCCCCGACGCCGCCGACUGCUACCACUCGGCGGCCUCUCCGCAGAAAGCGGCGCACCCGCCACAACGGCAGAGGAGCAAUAGCGACGUGACGCUGGCCGACCUGGACCUCAACGUGAUAUCCGUGAGUGCCAAUUCCGGGAUGGGCUCCCUGCACCGGGAGUACGGCAGCACCUCGUCGAUCGACAAGCAGGGCGGCAGCUACGGCGUCGCAGCGGAAGGCUACUCGAGCCUCCUCAGGGGGUACCGUGCGGACGAUUGCCAGGACUCGUCGGUGGCUUUCCCCGGGCCGAGUUUAGCCGACUGGCCCAUGCUGGUGCAGGACCUUGACAAGAGCCCUGCGCUGCUGCUCAAAGAGAGGGAAAAGUCCCUGAAGCGGCGCUCGCGCUCCGACACAGGCGACAGCUCCAUCUUCCGCAAACUGCGAAACCGGGUGGACGGCGAGUCGGCUUCCGAGAAGUCGUCGGACCAAGAGGACGGCCGCUCCGAGGACGGUUCGAAGCCGCCCUGGGUCUGCCAGAAGUGCUUCGCCCACUACGACGUGCAGAGCAUCCUGUUCGACCUCAACGAGGCGGCCGCAAACCGGCACCAGCUGGGCCGGCGCGUCAAUACCACUACGGGAGCGUCGGCCGCCUCGCAACCCCCGCGAGCCCUCGGGGCCCUCGCCGCUUGUCCCGGCGGCGGCGGCGGCGGCAGCAGCGGCAGCAUCGCGGGGACGGGCGGCUCCCCGUCGGGCAGCACGGAAGACCUGAACGGCCGCGAGUGCCCCGACCCGGACACGGGCGAUGGCAAGAGCUGCGAGCUGCUGCACAGCUGCCCGUACUUCCGCAACGAGGUCGGCGGCGAGGGCGAGCGGCGCAUCGGGCUGACGCGCUCGGGCGGCGGCGGGCCGGUGCCGGGCGCCGGCGGGUCGGCGGCGGACGGGGCGUCGUCAUCCUUCGAGUGGUCGCUGAGCUCCCACUGCACCAAUGCGGGCGUGUCGGUGCUCGAGGUGCCGCGGGAGAGCCAGGCCGUGCACUGCGAGAAGGUGAAGCGCUACAUCAUCGAGCACAUCGACCUGGGCGCCUACUGCUACCGCAAGCACUUCCACGGCAAGGACCACCAGAACUAUUUCGGCGUUGACGAGAACCUGGGCCCCGUGGCGGUGAGCGUCCGGCGCGAGAAGAUCGACGAGGGCCGCGAGAAGGAGAGCUCGCACGGCCCGCAGUACCUCUACCGCGUCGUCUUCCGCACCAGCGAGCUGCGCACCCUGCGCGGAGCGGUGCUGGAGGACGCGGUGCCGUCGACGGCGCGCCACGGCACCACACGGGGGCUGCCGCUCAAGGAGGUGAUGGAGUUCGUGCUGCCCGAGCUGCAGCUGAGCUGCUUGCGCCUCGCGCCGGCCACUCCCAGGGUCUCGGAGCAGCUCCUCAAGCUCGACGAGCAGGGGCUGAGCUACCAGCACAAGGUGGGCAUCAUGUACUGCAAGGCGGGCCAGAGCACGGAGGAGGAGAUGUACAACAACGAGACGGCGGAGGCGGCCUUCGACGAGUUCCUCGACCUCCUGGGGGAGCGCGUGCGCCUCAAGGGCUUCACCAAGUACCGCGCGCAGCUCGACAACAAGACCGACUCGACGGGGAUGCACUCGCUCUACACCACCUACAAGGACUACGAGAUCAUGUUCCACGUGUCCAGCAUGCUGCCGUAUACGCCCAACAACCGGCAGCAGCUCCUGAGGAAGCGGCACAUCGGCAACGACAUCGUCACCAUCGUGUUCCAGGAGCCCGGGGCGCUGCCUUUUACACCCAAGAACAUUCGCUCGCACUUCCAGCAUGUGUUUGUCAUUGUGCGAGUGCACAACCCCGGCAGCGAGAACGUCUGCUACAGCGUCGCCGUGACUCGCUCGAAAGACGUUCCGCCGUUCGGGCCGCCGAUCCCCAAAGGUGUGACCUUCCCCAAGUCGGCCGUGUUCCGGGACUUCCUCCUGGCCAAGGUGAUCAACGGCGAGAACGCGGCGCACAAGUCGGACAAGUUCCGCGCGAUGGCGGCGCGCACGAGGCAGGAGUACCUGCGCGACCUGGCGGAGAACCACGUGACGACGGGCACGGUGGAGUCGGCGGCGCGCUCGUUCGGGUUCAUCCCGCUGGGCGGCAAGAGGAAGGAGAGGACGCGGCCGCGGCUGGGAGCCGAGCUGGGCAGCCAGGGCGCGCUGGUCUGGCACGCGCGCGCGCACGACUACUCCCACUCCGCCGCGCACCCCGAGCUCGGCUGCCUCUUGGGGAUCUCCAACCAGGUGGUGGUGCUGGUGGACAGGGUGGCGCGGAGCGGGGUGGUGUUCAACUGCACGACGCGCGACGUCAUCGGGUGGACGUCGUCGCAGAACGCGCUGCGCAUUUACUACGAGCGCGGCGAGUGCAUCGACCUCACGGUGGCGCCGGACGAGGUGGUGGAGAUCGUGCAGCGGCUGCAGCUGGUGACGCGCGGCUGCGAGACGCGGGAGCUCACGCUGCGGCGCAACGGGCUGGGCCAGCUCGGCUUCCACGUCAACUACGAGGGCGUCGUCGCCGACGUGGAGCAGUACGGCUUCGCGUGGCAGGCCGGCCUGCGCCAGGGCAGCCGCCUCGUCGAGAUCUGCAAGGUCGCCGUGGCGACGCUCUCGCACGAGCAGAUGAUCGACCUGCUGCGCACCUCGGUCACCGUCCGGGUGGUCAUCAUUCCGCCGCACGACGACGGUUCGCCCAGGAGGGGCUGCUCGGAGCACUGCCGCGUGCCCAUGAUGGAGUACAAGUUCGGAGAGGCGGGCGCGCCCUUCGACGUGAACCGCACGCCCUUCAAGGCCCCCGUGUGGCAGCGCGCGACGCCCACCGCAGGCUCUGCGCCCUCGCCGACCUCGGGUCACGCGCCCGGCACCCGCAAGGGCCCCUCCGCCACCGGCUCUUCGCCGCGCCAGCAGCCGCCGUUGCUGGCGCAGCACCCGUCCACGUUGCCCCCGCACCACUCACAGGCCCUGUCGCCGAUGCAGGCGCAGCCGCCGCACGGACUCAUCCUCUCGGCCCAGGGCCAGGGCGCCAUCCCGCGGAGCUUCUCCGUCGACGGCAAGGCGGCCGAGAGCGGCAAGAGGGGGGUUACGGCGGUGGACGGCCGUCCCGUCGGAGCGGAGCGGCACGCGCCGCACCGGGGCUCCCCGUGCGCGCUCACCACGCCGGGGGACGCGGGGCCCUCGCGCAGGCAGCGGCCUGCGCACGACGGCCAGAAAAUGCCGGCGUCCGUCUGCCAGGACGCGGUUGACACCGAGAUGAGCGUGGACGGAGGCACGAGGAGUCGCAGCGGCACCCUCGAGAGGGAGAAGCCGAAAUCCAUUGAGCCCAUGUGGCACGUGCCGGCGGGGAAGGUGCCGUCGUCUUACCGGGACAGCCCCACUCGCCGGGUGUCACGCCAGGAUGCCAACGGGAGGGACUCGCCGGGCAGGGCGGCGCAGGCCGUGGAGCACCGCUACUCCAGCCACUCGAGCAGCAACACGCUGUCCAGUACGGGCUCCAGCUGCGCCAGCGACGACCGCUGGUUUCACCCGAGCGACGGCGCCCCCUCGGACCGGGACGCGGCCUCCGGCGGCGGCGGCGGCGGUGGCGCCGUGGCGGUCUCCAUCACUUCCCAGCAGCUGACGGCGCCGGGAACGUCCACGGACAGCGGCAUCGACACGGCGACGCCGCGCGGCACGCCGCUCGCCUCGGGCCACGCUUCGGCCCGCGCCGCCCGGGGGGACGGGAGCGGUGCCCACAGGGCGGCCGGGGAACGCGCGCACAGGGGGGGCGGUCGCGACGACAGAGGGACCGCGCGGUCACACGGCAGCCCACUGCAUUCUGGGAGUCCCUCCAACAUUCCUUCCCAGUCCAGUAGCUCGCGGCAUGCCGGCAGCAGCCCUGGCACGCGCGCUCGCAGCAAGAGCUCCCUGGGCGAGGAGGGCCGGGGCGUUGGGGGCGUGGGCCCCCCCUUCUACCCGCGCCAGGGUGCCAGUGGGAGCUACCUGAGGGGGUGGAAAAAGCCCGAGAGCCCCAACAGCAGCGAGAACCGCAGGCGUCUGGGCAGCGACGUCAGCGACACCGUCUCGUGGGCGAGGCAGCGCGCCACCGCCACCGCGCGAUCGCUGCGCAAAGCCGAGGCGGAGGCGGCGUCAGACGGGAUCCCGGAGUUGAUGUCGCCCCACGGCAGGAUGCACGUUCGGGAUGAGCUGUCGCUGGAGCAGACCCCGGCGCUGGCCCGCAGGCGGCUGCAGCGGACGCACUCGGACGAGAGCCUGUGCCGGCGUGACGGCUGCGUGGGUGGCGCGCGCGACUCGCUCCUCGAGCAAGCGGCGCCCGCGGGCGACUACCUCCUGCCGCCGGGGUUCCCCGCCGGCCACGCGCCGCCGCCCUCCCACGCCGUGCUGCCCGCUUGCCGCAUGUCGGGCCUCUCCGUGGACUCGUCGGGCUCGGAGGAGUCGCUGCCGCGUCUGGCCGUGCGCGACGUGGAGGAGCUGCUGCCGCUGCCCGACGCGGCCGCGGGCCUCGAGUGGGCGACGCUGGUGGACGCUGCGCGCGCCUUCGAAGAACUCUCUUACACUCUCUUCGUGGAAGACCAGCGGGUGACGAGCGUGCUGGGGGGGAUGCUCGAUGUGGACGACAUGGGCUGCAUUGCCGAGCUGGCGGAGGGCGACCAGGCAGACGUCCACCUUCCCUCGGCGUCGCUCGUGGGGGAUGACUCUCCUAAAUCUCUCACCGUUAAAGUCGGCCAGCUGGAGAGCAUCUUAAAGCAGCUUCAGGAAGACCUCCAGAAGGAGAAGACGGACAAGGCUGCGCUGCAGGCCGAGCUGGAGGACCUGAGGGAGGACAACGUGCGCCUGCAGCAGGAGUCGCAGACGGCGGCCACGCAGCUGCGCAAGUUCACCGAGUGGUUCUUCAACGCCAUCGACAAGAAAUGAAGACGCCGCACCUUCGAGACUGAGCGCCACGGGGACCCAGGCGGCUUGCGUUUUCGUCGCGUACGUUUCCGCACUCUGUAGGCCGCGACGGAGCCUUGUUCCGUUGGGCGCGAGGAUGAAUUCCUGUCAUGACUGGACGUCACCACCUGUCUCUACUGUAGUAGCUACCGCUGCCGAUGUUGCUGCUGCUGCUGCUGUCGCUGGGACGUGAGGCCGCUUGGAAAUGGAGGAGUUUCACGAAUAGUCCGAGGCUCCACGACGCCGCUUUUUUUCCCGAACUUACGGCACAGAUCUGAUGGGGGCUCGUGACUUUCGGCAGCACCCACCCCUGCGAUGCGUCCAUGAGACUGCCAACUCGUAUUCGCCGUUUCGUGAAGGAGACCGUCUUGGCAAAUGCGUGGACACAACAGGCCCGUAUUAGCCCCAGCUUGCGGAGGUGUACAGUGUUUGGCAUUUGGUCUCUUGCGUCGAUCUGAAUUCACUAUCAGGGUAUCGUGCUUAGAGUUAGCUGUGUUACGUACAUGAAGUGGUUUUUCCAGGGGCCUGAAUGUGGCUCGGGCAAUAGUGUGUGAUGCGAAAACGAUUUGAAGUAAUUUGCUCAAUUCCUGAGGAGAUUUAACUGUACAGUAUUUUAAAUUGGCGACACGCAAAGUGUUGCCAACGUGUGAUUUCCGCUGUCUCAUUUGAUGUCCAUAUCUGCUCUAUUUUAAGCCCGUAAUCUAGACUCAGGCAUGUGUGCAUGAAGAGGCUGUAAGGAGCCUUCAUGCACCCGCGUUGAAUCGUCCCAUUCGCACGUUUUUGUGUUAAAUGCACUCGUAUUUAUUUUCGAGCGCGGUGCGCCGCUGUGGAUGAGAAUAUCGAGAUUAUGCCUUAAUCGUAGGCACAGUGGGUGUGUUAUUGAAGUCGAGUCCUUCGGAGGCCUGAAGCACACAAUUCCGACGCUUGCCUAACAGACAAACAAAUUGUGCCUCUGAAUUCCCAUGUUCUCUGGUGGAAACCCCCCCCCCCCCCCAGUUAAAAAAGAUAUAUAUUAAUAACGACAAAAAAUAAAUAAGUGGUGAGUUCAAAUGGCCAUAGCCUCGGGAAGGCUGAUGGCCCAACAAGGACUUUAUUCUUGCCUUUGUUUCCGUAGCCUGCGGGCCAGCGAGGACUUGAAUGGUGAUGGCGUCGUGCCAGUGAAACUGCUGCAUUAGAUAGCGUGGCUUGGCGCUGUGGGCCGAGCGUGUGCCGGAGCGUGUGCCGGAGCACGGCGUCCGGCAAGCAGUCCCCGUCCCCCCCCCCCCCCCCCCCCCGGUGGAAUUCGUGCGAGUCUUUGGGUGGGGUGCGGAGAUCUGGGCGCUCUGGGCGCACGGUGGAGACGGGUGGGUUUGAUUGAUCGAGAGUGGGACAAUCGAUUUAUUUUUUUAUUUUUACCUUUUUGGCAUUACAAUCAGAACUAUGAUUAACUAGAACCAAAAGAGCAACACGUGCUGAUUGGUGUGUUCCUGUAAUGGCAAGUCCCCGGAUGGCUUUCUUUCUGGAGAAGUGCUGGUUUGUGCUGUGCUUGUUCUCAAACGGAGAUUUCCUUUGUAGUGUUUUAUAUAUAUACUGUAUACAUAUACCGUUGAAGUUAAACAUCGUGGGGAUCGGUUAACCAGUGUUCAAUUUUAUCGUACGGUUCCUUUUAAACCAAAUGGCAUGUAUCGUUUAACUCCAGAAUGCAGAAUAAUAAUAAUAAAAAACCACCAACUUCAAUAACCUCCCAUAAUAACAACAACAAUCUCUGACAGAAUGCUUUUUAACGUCAGCUUGAAACAGAGUUGCCUUGAGCUGGGCCCGCCCGUUGCGGCGACGCCGCACUGCCAUCGGGGAAGGCGCUCCGCGUGGCUCUGACCCUCGACCGGAUUGUGGCCUCUGCGACCGCGGACGCAGCGACCGCGGGCUCAGUGAUCUCACGGUCGCUACGACCGUGAGAUCACUGGCGCAGUGAUCGCGUGCUCGCGGGCGCAGUGAUCACAGGCCCAGUGAUCGCACGGUCGCUACGACCACCCGAUCACUGGGCCCGCGGUCGCUGCGACCUUGGGCCCAGUGAUCGUGUGCUCGCGGGCGCAGCGACGUCACGGGCCCAGUGAUCGCCCGAGUGCGGGCCCAGUGACCGCGCGAGUUGCCCGCCGCUCGACUCUGCCGGCGCUCGCUGAGUGUUUGGCGCCGCACUGCGCGGCCGCUGCGGACCCACCCGAGGCGACAACUUGGCUCUUUAAUUUAAAAGCGUAUUGCGAAACAAUUGUUUUUAAACUAAAAAAAAGGUAAUUUUAUUCUUUAUUACAUACUAUAUAGAUACAGAAUGUUUUUUUGUUGUUGUUUGUUGUAAUGAAGAAAUCUGUUCAACUUGAAUUACCAGCUCCCGGUUGUAACAUCAAACCACAGCGUGCCAGGGGCACGCGUGAAGCUCAUCCACCAUUCUCCUUAAUUAUUGUCUUAUAUUCGUGCAAUAGCAGCCCAUGGGCACGCGCCCGCACAUGGGGAGACUAAUUAAAGCAGCAGUAGAGUCGGAAUCGGGCUGACUUGUUUGUGCAUUUAGUGACGUGUGGGUGGCCCUUGUUUGGCCUUGUGCAAGACGUGUGGUGGUCGUUCAUAUGCACUAUUCAGCAGGUUCCUAUGCUGUAUAUUUUGUACUUGGUGUUAGGUUGGGUUGGGUUUUUUUUCUUUUCACACAUGGCGUCUGCGCGUAAGAGAAGUGUUUUUUUGUUUUAGUGAUGUCCGUCUGCAACAUUCUGUUUCGUCCGAGGAGCCGAGCGUACGAUGACAUUAGUGCGACGAGUCUCGCGUCAUCCCUGGCGCUCCGGGGGCCGGGUCCCAGCCCCUGGUGGUGGGGGGGUCGCACGUCUCUGACCUCGUCACUGUCAACUCGUUUGCAAGUUGUGUCAUUUCAUUUUUAAUUUGCCUACGAACAUUGGUGAUUUUUCGUUUUGUUUCCGUUAAUUACUGUAUUCGAACGUAGUAUAAAACGUGUAAUGAUUUCACAGUUUUAACAUUGCCAGAAGAUGGUCCAAUUUUUGGAUUUGCAUAAUAAUAAACAUUGUUAUACAGUAAA
Molecule: messenger RNA, 8998 nt
Organism: Lethenteron reissneri (Far Eastern brook lamprey)
Lineage: Eukaryota; Metazoa; Chordata; Hyperoartia; Petromyzontiformes; Petromyzontidae
Product: signal-induced proliferation-associated 1-like protein 2
Biological process (GO): regulation of small GTPase mediated signal transduction
Cellular component (GO): cytoplasm
Molecular function (GO): protein binding; GTPase activator activity
Source: RefSeq, a predicted model, not a curated record